This is a messenger RNA of Eupeodes corollae, 4410 nucleotides long. RefSeq names its product trifunctional purine biosynthetic protein adenosine-3 (gene Gart). The record is from RefSeq and is a predicted model, not a curated record. Lineage: Eukaryota; Metazoa; Arthropoda; Insecta; Diptera; Syrphidae. Gene Ontology annotation, cellular component: cytosol. Gene Ontology annotation, biological process: 'de novo' IMP biosynthetic process; adenine biosynthetic process. The transcript is spliced from 11 exons. Gene Ontology annotation, molecular function: phosphoribosylformylglycinamidine cyclo-ligase activity; metal ion binding; phosphoribosylamine-glycine ligase activity. The coding region runs from base 306 to 4352 and encodes 1348 amino acids.
GAUUAUCGUACUCCAAACCGUACUGCUUAUCACAGAAUUCUCGUGCACAAAGUAAACGAACGAACCUGAAGCUGAUCACUUGAUCAUAGCGAAAUCAAAUAAGUUUCAGUUCGAAACGAAGAUCCAACCAACUUGGUUCUCUGCGCCGUGCCCGACAAAUUUGUUUAACACGUGGGGUGCUUAUUUGAUAUACUAAAUUGUUUACUGUGCUAGUGCUCGAAUUUGAGACCAAAAAAAGGCGAUUAUCAAAAUAAUUACAUUUAAUAAAAAUUGAUUAAAGUGAAACGAGAAUAUACAUUUUCUUGAUGUUGGGAAAUCAAAAGGUGUUAGUGAUCGGCAAUGGAGGCCGAGAGCAUGCAAUUUGCUGGAAAUUAUCCAAAAGUGCAAAAGUAGAAAAAGUUUAUGUGUUGCCCGGUAGUGAUGGAAUACAACAAGUGAAUAAGUGCGAAAAUGUUAAGAAUGUUGAUAUAAAGGAUUUUAAGGCAAUUGUCAGUUGGUGCAAGACUAAAAACAUUGACUUGGUCAUAGUUGGACCAGAAGAUCCACUCGCAAAUGGGUUGGGUGAUGCAUUGCAAAUCAAUAACAUUCGAUGCUUUGGUCCAGGAAAGAGUGGAGCUAGAAUAGAGUCUGAUAAAAAAUGGGCAAAGGAUUUUAUGAUUCGGCAUAGUAUUCCAACAGCGCGUUUUGAGUCAUUUACCGAAGCUGAAAAAGCAAAGGAAUUUAUCAAUAGCGCCUCUUACAAUGCUCUUGUUGUAAAGGCAAGUGGAUUGGCAGCUGGAAAAGGUGUUGUUGUAGCUAAAAAUAAAGAAGAAGCUUGUGGUGCCGUUGACGAAAUCUUAGGCCAAAAGAAAUUUGGUAAAGCUGGGGAAGUCAUUGUUAUCGAAGAACUUUUAACGGGCGAAGAAAUUUCUGUUCUCGCAUUUGUCGACUCCAAAAAUGUGUCCGUUAUGCUUCCGGCUCAAGAUCAUAAGCGCCUUAAAGAAAACGACGAAGGACCGAACACCGGUGGCAUGGGUGCAUACUGUCCAUGUCCGCUCAUAUCAAAUAACGAUAUUGAAAUUGUAAAAAAGGAAGUGUUACAAAAAGCCGUUGACAGCAUUCGUUCUGAAGGAAUUCAAUACUGCGGUGUGCUAUACGCUGGCAUUAUGUUAACUCAAAAUGGUCCUAUGGUGUUGGAAUUCAACUGCCGCUUUGGUGAUCCUGAAACGCAAGUCAUACUACCACUUCUGAAAACUGAUCUUUACGAAGUUAUGAGUGCGUGUUGUGAGAAUAAACUGAACGAAUUGAAUCUCGAAUGGGAGAGUGAUCUCAAAGCGGUUGGUGUUGUUAUGGCCAGCGCUGGAUACCCUGAAACUUCAACAAAGGGAUGCAUAAUUGAAGGAAUUCCUGAAAAUACUGCUCAAAAAAUUGUAUUUCACAGUGGUGUUGCUUUAAAUGCGGCAAACCAACUAAUCACAAACGGUGGUAGAGUGUUGAUCGCAGUAGCCCUAGGCAACGAUCUUAAAAUAGCAGCACAAGAAGCUACUUCUAUAUGUCAAGGAAUUAAAUUUUCUGGCAAAGGAUCACAAUUCCGUACCGAUAUUGCACAGAAGGCCCUCAAAUUGCAAUCUCUAUCGUAUAGAGAAAGUGGCGUUGAUAUUGAUGCUGGGGAUGAUUUAGUCCAAAGAAUUAAACCACUAUGCCGUGGUACCCAUCGGCUCGGUGUCAUUGGGGGUUUAGGAGGUUUUGGUGGACUUUUUAGUCUUAACAAGCUACCCUACAAAAACCCUGUUCUAUGCGAAGCCACUAACGGUGUCGGUUCUAAAAUAAAAGUUGCCUUAGAAAACCAAAUGUAUGAGAGCAUAGGUUGUGAUUUACUGGCAAUGUGUGUCAAUGAUGUUUUAGAAAGUGGAGCUGAACCAGUAGCUUUCCUGGAUUAUAUAGCUUGUGGAAAACUUCAAGUGCCAGUGGCCGCACAAAUUGUGAAAGGCAUAGCCGAAGGAUGUCGAGUUUCCAAUUGCGCUCUUCUGGGAGGUGAAACAGCAGAAAUGCCUUCAGUUUACGAAGUGGGAAAAUACGAUAUUGCUGGUUAUUGCUUAGCCAUUCUUGAAGACGGGUCGGAACUUCCAAGGUAUGAUAGAUACGCUCCUGGAGAUUUGGUUAUAGGACUGCAAUCAAGUGGUCUCCACUGUGCAGGCUUUGAUAAAAUCUAUAAUGCGCUACAAAAUAAAGGACUGAGUUUUAGUGAAAAAUCAAGCUUUGGAGAUCAAAGUAAAACAUUAGGUCAACAACUAGCAUGUCCAACACGCAUCUAUGUGAGUGAUGUACUUCCAUUACUUAAUACAGGCUCAGUAAAGGCCAUUGCUCACAUUAACUCAAGCUUGGAAGAGGGUCUUGCAAAACUUUCCAAAGACAACUUUAAUUUAGAACUUGAUUUUAAAAAAUUUAACAUUCCUGAAGUAUAUGGAUGGCUUACAUCAAAGCUUGAAAUAUGUGAAAAUACUCUAUUGAAAAACUUCAACUGUGGCCUUGGAAUGGUUUUGGUUGUAUCCAAGGAAUGCACUGAAUGGCAGAAAAUCUCAUGCGCCAGUUUGAUUGGCAAAAUCAGUGCCACAAAUUCUGCCAGUUUAAUUAAAAUCUUAAAUUUUGGAUUGGCUCUGAAUAAUGCAUCGAAAUCAAAGAAUAAUAAAGAAAACUUAAUAGAAGUUUCCAAAUGCGUGUGCACAGACAUUGAAGCCGAUAAGAGCAAGAGAUUGCAAAAAGAAAAUCCACAAAAAGCUGAAUCGUUUACAACACAGGGCGGGAAACGACUUACACGAGUUCCCAAGACUUUUAAAGACCCAAUAUUGAUAAUGGGCACAGAUGGCUGUGGAACUAAAAUUAAAAUAGCCCAAGAAACAAAACUCAAUUCAACAGUUGGUAUUGAUUUAGUGGCCAUGUGUGUGAAUGAUAUUCUUUGCAAUGGAGCUGAGCCGUUGACUUUUUCCUCAUACUUUGCAUGCGGAGAUUUAAACCGAACGCUUUUUAAUGACAUAAUGACAGGCAUAGUGAGUGGAUCACAAAAAGCCAAUAGCAGUAUAAUUGACAUACACUCCGUUGAAGUUCCUCUUCUAUACGAACCCAAUGCAUAUGAUCUUGCUGGAUUCUCACUUGGAAUUGCUGAAAAUGAUUUAAUCCUUCCAAGAACCAAUGAACUAUGCGAAGGAGAUUCUAUUAUUGGUUUACCCUCUAGUGGGGUUCAUAGCAAUGGUUUCAGUUUGGUUCAUGCAGUCAUGAAAGUAGCUGGAGUAAACUUUUUUGACAUCGCGCCAUUUAGUGGAAAGACUUAUGGUGAAGAAUUUUUAGCUCCAACGGAAAUUUACGUAAACGCAAUAGCUCCACUUCUCUCAAAGGGCAUAAUUAAAGCCUUGGCACAUAUAACAGGUGGCGGUUUCAUCGAAAACAUUCCUAGAAUACUUACCAAAGACCUUGGUGUUCGUAUCUGUGCGAAAUCAUUUGUGAUACCACCCGUUUUUGCAUGGAUAGCAGCAAAGGGCCGCGUAACAAGUUACGAGAUGUUGCGCACUUACAAUUGUGGAAUUGGAAUGAUUCUAGUUGUCGAUCCAAAAUACGAAGCAGAUUUUUUGCAACUUCUACGUUUCACUCACCGAGCAACAAAAAUCGGAAUGGUAGUCAAAAAAUCUGCCAAUACUCCUCAAGUGGUGGUUGAAAAUUUUGAUGAUUGCCUACUUAGCACACAACGACUUUUAGGACUUCCACGCAAAAGAGUUGCCGUCCUUAUCUCAGGUUCUGGAUCAAACUUACAAGCGCUUAUCGACGCAAGUAGAAAUUCUGCUAUGGGCUUGCUAAGCGAUAUAGUGUUGGUUAUUUCGAACAAAGAAGGCGUCUAUGGACUAGAACGAGCAGCUAAAUCAAGUAUUCCUACCGUAGUUUUGUCUCAUAGGAAAUUUAAAGACAGAGAACAGUUUGAUUUGGAAAUGUCGAAAGAGUUAGAAAAACAAAAAGUGGAUAUAAUUUGUUGUGCUGGAUUCAUGCGAAUUUUAUCAGAAGGUUUUGUUAAGAAAUGGAAGGGCAAACUAAUAAACAUACACCCAUCACUUUUGCCAAAACAUACAGGCUUGCAUGUUCAACAGAAAGCAAUUGAUGCCGGUGACUUGGAAUCUGGAUGCACGGUUCACUUUAUCGAUGAGGGCGUCGAUACAGGACCAAUAAUUGUCCAAGAAAGGGUUCCAAUACUACCUGAGGAUACAGCAGAAACAUUGACACAGAGAAUUCUUAAAGCCGAACACUAUGCUUUCCCACAAGCUUUGAGGCUUGUAGCAACAGGUACUGUUGGAUUAGACAAAAAUGGACAUUUAAUAAGAAGAACGUAGAUUAAUUGAAAUAAAUACUAUUAAAGAAAAGCAAUAUAAUAUAGCAAGUUAUUAAUAA